This is a messenger RNA of Raphanus sativus (radish), 831 nucleotides long. RefSeq names its product vacuolar iron transporter homolog 4-like. Gene Ontology annotation, cellular component: membrane. The record is from RefSeq and is a predicted model, not a curated record. The transcript has a single exon. Gene Ontology annotation, biological process: intracellular manganese ion homeostasis. Gene Ontology annotation, molecular function: manganese ion transmembrane transporter activity; iron ion transmembrane transporter activity. Lineage: Eukaryota; Viridiplantae; Streptophyta; Magnoliopsida; Brassicales; Brassicaceae. The coding region runs from base 44 to 646 and encodes 200 amino acids.
CCGUGUUCUCUAUCUCAUAAAAACCAAAUCAAAAGAUUUAACAAUGGAGUCUAACAGCUUGAACAUAGACAUGGAGAAAGAUCAAGAAACUGCUUUCGAUUACUCAAAACGAUCUCCGUGGAUACGAGCUGCCGUGCUUGGUGCCAACGACGGUCUUGUCUCAACGGCUUCACUUAUGAUGGGUGUCAGUGCAGUUAAGCCAGACGUCAAAACCAUGAUUUUAACCGGGUUCGCAGGUUUAGUUGCCGGAGCUUGUAGCAUGGCAAUCGGAGAGUUUGUCUCCGUAAACUCUCAGUACGACAUAGAGGUGGCUCAAAUAAAGAGAGAGAGCGGAGAAGAGAUAGAGGAAGCAAAGCUUCCGAGCCCGAUGCUAGCGUCUGUUGCAUCUGCUGUAGCGUUUAUUCUGGGAGCGACCGUGCCUUUAUUGGCGGCUGCGUUUGUGAAAACGUAUGAAAUGAGGAUUGUAGUGAUUGCUGCGGCGGUGACGUUCGUUUUGGUUAUGAUUGGGUGGUUAGGAGCGGUUUUGGGGAAAGCACCGGUGGUUAAGUCGUUGGCUAGGACUCUGAUUGGAGGAUGGUUAGCUAUGACGGUUACUUUUGUUGUGACCACACUGUUUAGAUCACAUUUUAGAUCACAUGGUUUGUGAUAGUUUGUGCGUGUGCGCGACCGCAACCUUCUUCAUGUUUUCAUGCAACACAAUUUAAGCGGUUACGUUUUUUUCAUAUGAACUUUAGAAUAUUUAUUUAACAUGAUUACCAAAAAUAAAAUAAAACUUUAGAAUAUUUCAUGUAAGAAGAUACAUUGGAAAUUUGGAAUAUAUGGGUUUGUGAG